AGCUACGGUCUCAUCAGAGUAACUUAGAUAACACUUGGAGAGAUCAAAAACUUUGAAAGACUUCUGAGAUAAGAAUUUAUUUUUGAAGAUAAAGAAAAAUGGCCUUAAACAGACCUAAAACCUUGACUGAGAGAACUCUGAAAAGGAAGGCUAGUGAUCUUGAAGAUGAAAAUCCAAACUUGGUCCUGGACAGUGAAACAUUAGGCUCCAGUAAGGCAGAACUACAAACAAGAAAGAAACAUCCACCACCCCCUCACUCCAACUACAUUUCUUUGAGUGACGCUGAACAAGAAACAGACUCAUUUAGCUCAGGAAGCUCACUUUCAAGUAAUGAAUCAGGGAACUAUAAUUCACAUAGUCAAUGGGGCAAUCAGGAUCUGGAGUACUUAAAUAUCUUAUUUGAGAAGACACCAGAAACCUUUGAAAAUUUUAUCAAAGAAGUGAAAGAUGCUUUUACGAAUAGGGAAGGUUUUUGUCCCGAUCCCAGCAGAAUGACCAGCAUUUUGACAAGACAACUUGAAGAAGAUUUGACAUUUUCAUAUGAUCUGGGAGAUCUCCAAGACAUUAGGUGUGCUUCAGCUAAAGACGUAAUAGAGGCGAGAGAGAAAAUAUCUAGGAAGAUAAAUGAAGACAUCGAAAGGAUGCAGGAAAAUUCAUCAGAAUUUGAUUCUAAGAAUGAAUUUUGUAGAGCAUUGGAUUCUGCUGUGGGGAAGUCUGCUCUGGAGGUUGCUGUAUUGUUUAAUUCAGCCUGAAGACGGUUUGCACGGGAGACUGAAUUACUGCUUAAACUGGUAUUGAAAGAGCCUGUAUCUUCAUCAAAGCAAAAUGAGGGAUGGCCAGACAAAAAUUAUUUCCAGAAUUAUUUUAAAGUGUUUGGAAAGAUCUUCUUUUUAAG
Messenger RNA from Saccostrea echinata, 895 nucleotides. RefSeq lists its product as uncharacterized. The transcript is spliced from 4 exons. The coding region runs from base 99 to 752 and encodes 217 amino acids. The record is from RefSeq and is a predicted model, not a curated record. Lineage: Eukaryota; Metazoa; Mollusca; Bivalvia; Ostreida; Ostreidae.